GGUGUGUUGACUGGGCGAGUGAGGCGCAGGCAGGAGAGAGAGAGGGAGAGUGAUCAGCUGUUAUGUCUUCCUGCGUGGAGGAAAUCUUCCUGUUCCAGAAGAAACUCAACAAGUAUGCCACACUCAACGAGGCGGACAAGGUGCUGUACUACCUUCACAAGCUGAACCACCUCAAUGUCACCGUCAGUCACUUGGAGGAGACUGGUGUGGGGAAAACUGUCAAUGCUCUGCGCCACCAGGGGGGGAAGGUUGGGGAGAAGGCGCGGGGCCUCGUCAACAAAUGGAAGGCAAUGGUGACUGCAGAGGAGGAGGAGGAGGAAGAGGAGGAGGCGGGGGACAAUGAGGAGGAGUUGCAGUCAAGAGCUGAGGUGCCUGUACCAUCUAAAGGUGAACCAGAACCGCUAGAUUAUCAUGAGGAGGAGGAGGAAGAAGAGGAUGAGGAGGAAAACUGCCUGCAGAUUGAGGAAAACAACAACCCCGUGACAGAUGAAUAUGAUGAGCAGGGCAGCGAGGAGGAGGAGCCACAGCCUGCCUCAUCAGUGCCUCACCCUGCCUACAACUACUCACGUGGGGGGAGCUCAGGGUCGGAUGGCGAAGACACAGGUGACUACAACCCAGUGACAUCCAGAAGGGACUACCAGGCACACAUGGAGAUGUCUGUGGCUGAGUACCAUCCCUCAGCCAUGUCCCAGAGCCCCAGGGAUGCCCCCAGCCCUGAGUGGGGUGGCGACUCCCCAGGGGCAGCUAGGGACUGGAAGAACGGGACCAGUAGGAGCCCGGGGAAGAAGAGCAGCAGGGAGGAGAAGGAGCGGGAGAAGGAGAAGCAUCGGAGUAAGGGGAAGGGAAAGCACCGGGAGAGGGACAGCAGUCAUGAGAGUGAGAGAAAGAAGGACAAGCACAGAGACAAGCACAGGGACAAGGAGGAGAGGAAAGAGGAGGCUGAGGAUGAGAGGAGGAGCAAGUCCCACAGAGACAAGCACAGGGACCGAGAGAAGCACCACGGCCGGUCAAGGGAGAGCAAACACCGCAGUGAGGAUGCCAGUGAAGCCAGUGUUGUGAAUGGCUUUAACACUCCCGACCACAAGGAGAGGGGCAGUAAGAGGGAGUCCAGGGAGAGUGAGAGGAGUGUGGAAGAGAGGCCAAAGGAGAGGGUGGAGGAGGGGCAUUACCAAAGUGGUGAAAGUACAAGCAGGGAGAGUGCACACCAGAACAGGCUGCCAGACAGGACCAAACCAGAAAAAGAGAGACACAGGGAGAGUACUAGUAAAAAGGAGAAGCAGAAAAGAGAACACAGAGAAAAAGAUGAGAGUCCAGACAGGCAAAAGAAGGAGAGGAAAAGUAAGCAUCAUGCAGUGGAAGACGAUGGUUGUUCUAACGGUGUAAAUAAAGACAGCAGUAGUGGUGGUGGUGGUAGUAGUAGUAAUAGAGGGGGGGAAAGGACCGCAAAGGAAAGUAAAGGGAAGCAUAAAGACAAUAAGCAUAAGCAUAAAGAAAGCAGCAAGAAGGACAAACACAAGAGAGACUCGUUCAGCAAGCAGGAGGUGGAGGAGCAGGAGAGUUCGGGAGAGAGGAGCAAGAAGGAGAAGAAGAGCAAAAAGCAGACCUCCUCGGAUGCUGGUUUCGGUGCUGUACUGAUGGGUCUGGACUCGCAGGUGAAGAAGAAGAAGAAAAAGAGAAAGAAGGAUGUAGAGAAGGAGAGGGAGAGUGGGUCUGAAGAUGAGCAGCCCUCCACCAGCUCAGGGUACAAGAGGAGUCUGACAAGUAGUGACAGCUUGCCUGACUCAAAGAAGCCAAAACUGUUGUCCACAUCAGCAGACAAGCUGCCCAAACUGCCCGCCCUGGUGGUGCCAGACGAGAAGCCACUGCUGCCAGAGAUCACACCCAACUACAAGCCCCUUCCAAGGCUGCCUGUGAAGGAUGAGCCACCAGAGUCCUGCCUGGCCAAGAUGACAGAGGAGGAGGCGCUAAACUUUGUGUUCCAGUCCAAGUCCAAUAGACGCAGCAAGGUUUACUCUGGGAAGGUGUGUGGACUCUCGUAUGUUCCGUCGCUGUAUGAAACCUGCAUCAGAGUCCUGCAGGAAAAUAUUGAUGCCCUUGAGUACACUGGAGGGAUUCCCUUUGAGAUCCUGCGUCCUGUGCUGGAGCGAGCGUCACCCAAGCAACUGUUGAACCUGGAGGACUUCAACCACUACCUGCUGGAGGACUCUGACGUGUUGUGGAAGGUGCAUUGCAAGAGGGACUUCAAGAAAAUGAAACCUGAUGAAAUGGAGUCGUGGAGAGAGAUGUGGAUCCGGUGUUCUGAGGAGCGGGACAGGAAGCUGAAGAGCCUCACCCACAACCUCACCGAGAAGUUCCUCACCAAAGCCGAACCAAAGCGGACCACUAAGAUAGCCUACGUGGACACGGCUGCCAAGGUUCCCAGGAACGUGGCCAGGGCGCAGGCAAAGUACGGAACGGCGGUGGCCUCAGCAUUAGCAGCCAAGCCGGGCAAGGUUAAUGAGGUGGCGGCACGCAAGACAGCCAUGCAGAACGUUCAGAAAGCAGAAAGAGCUGCCAACCCACGGCCAGUAGCUGCCAAGAAGAAGAAGGUUGCCCCAUUGAUGGCCAAGACCAAGCAGUUCUUCAAGAAAGCUUUCCGCCGCUGAGAGUGUGUUAGUUUCCUUUCAUGGUAUUCUGAAUCAUUAGCUCAAUCGUCACACUCAUCAGGUAUGACUGACGCCCUUCCUCAUCUCUCACUCCUGAUCCUUCAUCCCUCAUCCCUGAUAUUCUCUACUUUUGGCUUUCUCUGGUUCCCUUUCUAUCACUUACUGUUGUCUUUACCCUUCACUCAAAAUUUUAGUUCACGUUUUGUUUUUCUGUCAAAGGCAAGGGUCUCGAUCAUUUUCAUUUUGUAAUUGGUUAUACUUUUGGUGUGUGUGUGUGUGUGUGUGUGUGUGUGUGUGUGUGUGUGUGUGUGUGUGUGUGUGUGUGUGUGUGUGUGUGCAUGCACUUACCUCAUUACAUUUACAUGUCAACAUUAGUUUUGAGUUUCUUGCUAUCCAAUUUCACGCUUUUCAAAUAUAACAUUGAUUCCUAAUUUUUUGCUUCAGUCAAGAUAAUGAUAAUGCAUAUUACAGUUCCCAUCCACUUUUGUUCACCAGAACUUGUUCAUCUCAUGAUAUUUUGCAGCAAAACUUGAAUCGUCAUCUUCUGCUGCUAAGAUAUGCCUUGAAAUUUUUAGUUUCAGAUGUCUUUCACACCUCAUAAGCCACACAAGCCACACAUCAUCAUGUCUUCAGGGUUUGGAGAGGGUUGCCAGCUUGCCUUCUGUACAUAAUGCCACAUCCAUCUCUUCAUUGGUUGGUAAGCCGUGUUUUCUGGUGCGGGACAUGAGUGCCGGCUGUUUGUGGGCCGCGGCUGUGCUCACCAGUGAAUAUUUAUAAGCUUUAUUACUGCUGUCUGUCAGGACAGAUAACAUUAUUUGUAUACCUUUGUUACCGUCACCUGUGUUCGUGAUCCGUUUGUUGCAGAGACUCGGCGUGACAGUCACGCUGAUCCGGUGCUUACGUUUUGCACACUUGUGUUUCUGUCGUGUCUUUGGGAAUUUAAUUUCUCAGGAGCACAGCUUACCUUGAAUUUCCUUUCCAAGAAGUUAAGUUUGUGUGCAUUUUGUUUGCAGAAGUGGAUGGUAAUAAUGUUUAGCACAGCAGGAAGGUUUCUGUUGUGUUGUGUUGUGUUUUGUGUUUGUCACAGUUUAAAAGGGAGCCAGGCAGUCCAGUAGGAAGUACAACAAUCACUUGCACUCUCUGGGCACCUGUUGUCCCUCCCCUGUAGUCAGGCAGACUGCCAGCACUGCCUGGCCCACUGACCAGCUCCUGGCGGUGAGGGUGUCAGCGGCAGGUGUUGGCUGCUGCCUUCCUGUGCCAGUACACAGUGUGCCAAGGUGGAUGGCUACACGUUGCUCACCUCGGCAUGCUGUCAAGUCAACCAGUGUACAAAUGGAACAGAUGACAGCAGACAGCACCUGUGCAGUGGUGGUGUGCAUUGGUGUGUGGCCCUGGCAGCCUGUCAGCUUGUGUACUCACCGCAGUGCCUGAUGCCUGGUGCCUGGUACCCGGUGCCUGGUGCCUUGCAGGGCGCUCCUCACAGGCCCUCCUCCACACUGCCCAUUUUUUAUUUUACUUUUCUAUAAGGAAUUUUGUUUUUUUCAUUUAUUUGAUAUUGUGUCUUAUUUGGUCUAAACAGCUCACUCUCUCCUGCCUAUUUAUGUAACACUGUUAUUUUUACUUAAACAUAAUUUCCUUGUAAUAUGCUCUCUCUCUCUCUCUCUCUCUCUCUCUCUCUCUCUCUCUCUCUCUCUCUCUCUCUCUCUCUCUCUCUCUCUCUCUCUCUCUCUCUCUCUCUCUCUCUCUCUCUCUCUCUCUCUCUCUCUCUCUCUCUCUCUCUCUCUCUCUCUCUCUCUCUCUCUCUCUCUCUCUCUCUCUCUCUCUCUCUCUCUCUCUCUCUCUCUCUCUCUCUCUCUCUCUCUCUCUCAGCAUGUCAAGGGGUCUGUGGUUGGAGUGUAUGGUGUGCUGGUGUGGGGCAAGGAGGGGGUGGAGUGAGCUGCUGCUGUUAUUGUUGUGGAAAGAAUACUCUCCAUAAAUGGACUCUCUUCCUUUGCACUAAAACUCUGGUGUCUUAUUUUGUCUGGAAAUAUAUAAACAAUUGAUCUUUUGAAUUGAUUUAACGGGACACCUUCAGAAUUGGAACAUUAUUUCUGUUAUACUUAAUUUUUUAUUGCAAGACAGGCAAAUUUGUUUUAUCUUUUGAGGGACGAUGUGGGGAACUGAGAAGCCAAAGUGCUUAUUUAUUAUAGAGGCUAAAGAAGGGAAGCAGGCCAUUGUAAGCUGGGAUAAAGUUUUGGAGGUUGUGUGUGUGUGUGUGUGUGUGUGUGUGUGUGUGUGUGUGUGUGUGUGUGUGUGUAAAUAGGAGUUUUUAAUAAAGGGUAAUACAUAAAAAGCCAUUUAAUUGAAGAACUGAAAACUCCAAUUUAAAACAUUUGUUCUUAUUUUGAUUCCCUUUUACUUGUGUAUAUUAAUAAAAUGUCUGUAAGGAAU
This is a messenger RNA of Scylla paramamosain (green mud crab), 5075 nucleotides long. RefSeq names its product transcription elongation factor B polypeptide 3-like (gene EloA). Gene Ontology annotation, cellular component: nucleus; elongin complex. The record is from RefSeq and is a predicted model, not a curated record. Bases 63 to 2645 code for a protein of 860 amino acids. The transcript has 10 exons. Gene Ontology annotation, biological process: transcription elongation by RNA polymerase II. Lineage: Eukaryota; Metazoa; Arthropoda; Malacostraca; Decapoda; Portunidae.